UCAAACAAAAGAGGCUGUCUCUCCGGAAAUGAAAAAUGUGACAAAUACAUCACGGUAGGAGCCAAAAUAAGGUUGACAUCGCUUGGAAGUCGAUGCGCUUUAAAUCAGAUGUAAGAACUGAAAAGAGAGGGCCUUUGGAACAGAAGGUGGCUCCAAGUUUUUAGUUGCUUGGUAACAGAGCCCUAAAAUACACACAUGCAGUAAAACCGUUAGGACAUAAAAAAGGUCACAAACGAAGCUUAUAUACUCGCAGAGCGCUCUUGCACAUGGAGCUUCAGGAGGGCUGUCAACGCAGUAUUACAAUUACUGUGCAAAAGAAGAGGCUUAUUCAACUAUUAGACCUAAUCACAUAUAUCAUACACAUAUUUUUCGUUCAACAAUUAUUCAACGUCAACGUAUGUAUUUGUUCAGGUGAAGCCCAGAACACACUUAACCCAAAGCUUUAAACAAUUUAAGUCUUACAACUUUGCAGGUGAAAGUAGUAAAAGAGUUAAGUGCAGAUAUUACCCAUUUAACAUUUACGCAUUUGCUAAAGUUACAGCACAUACUUUUGUUCAUACAGCAGCUAAGUAAAAUAGCCAAAACAAACACAUAAUGAGAGAUAGCAAACCUAGAAUGGAGCAGAAACAGUGAAGAAACCUUACUAAGUGAUGGUGACUUAUGUAAAUACACAUGUUCUCGUCUUUAUAUGAACAUGGUGAUUUGCCACGUAAGUCAUACUUGUACGGUAUUUUUGUCAACGAAUCGAACGGAAGGUAACGUUUGUUGGCGAACUACAAACACGUACAUACAUACAUAAAUUCUACACUGAGAAGUCCCUUAAUCGGAGAUCCGAAUGAUAAAAAAUAAGAGAGAGUGGAUGUAUGAAGAAGUGGGACGCAUGUCAGUUAUGCAGGUUUAACACGAGAUAUUAGAUUACCUUUAGUUGAAGUAUUUGCUUGAAAGGCUUUGUUGGUGGAAAGGCCAUAUUUUCUCUAUUCAAAUGCAUUUACGAACGAUUGUGUAAGCAAGGACAUCGAGUUUUUACUUAGCACAGUUAAUGCAUUUUAUGUACUCAUUUCGUUGUUGCAAUUACGCCAUAAUACUGCUAAUUCGUCGGCAUUGCUUUUCAGAACCAACAUUGACGACUGUGUGCGAACAUAGAACUUAAAUUUUGGAUAACUUAAAAAAAUCUGCCCUUAUUUCUAUACCUAACAGGGCUGGUUUCUUGAAGCGAGCGACUGGAUUUUUCACUUUGGCUUGUUUCUCCGUCUGUUCUCUUUCGAUUUUUACACCUUUAGUCAUACUUUUAGUUUAUAUUACUAGUUUGUUAGUCUUCGUUCAUUUAAAUUACAAAAAAACAGUUGUGCAUGAAAAUAUGGUGGUUAUGGGAGGGAGUGUUUUCACCUUUGUUUCUUACUUAGUCGAUUGUGAAUCUUCUAAUGCUUUGAUUGCACACACCAGUAUAUGCGCUAUAUAUAUAUGUGUUUGUGCAGUUGACAUGUCUAAGGUCAUGACAGUUAACGGCUAGAAGUUUUGCUGUUAGCUCCGCUUGCUGCUUCUCUCCUCUGUAAGAAUUUUUCUGCAUUUGCUGUUGUUUUUGUUUGUUUCGAAAAUUAACUGAAUUAACAGUUGCUCUGAUUCAUCGUAAACACCAGCAAAACUACUACAUCAGUAUGGCAACGUCACCAGUAGUGCUAAAAAGUAAAGCAAAGCUAGCAAGAAGAGAUUUUCUCUUUUGUACCUUUUUAUAACUGUGUGUCGAUUAAUAACCAGACUAAUAUUUUAACAAAAUAUUUAUUUGGCCAUGUUUAUCUUCGACGCCCCAAUUUCUCUCACAUGUACUUGUAUAUUGGUAAGCCGAUAUUCCGCUCACUUGUGUUGGUUUAUUCGCUCGAUCAUAAUUGCUAACGCAUACAUCGUUGUUCGCAGGUCGGCGUUCGGUGGCUUGACAUCUCAAUUUGCUGCUGGUUGGUUCCAAGUGAGGUUAUCACUACGAGUCUUAACGGAGAAAAAGUUAGUUCAUUCAAAAUUUACUACAAUUAAUAUGCAUUUUGUUAUUUAUUUCAUUGGAAUUACAUUGUUGAAUGCUGAAUUGUUCUCCGCCAAAUUGAGUCCAAUACAGAGCGGCGCAAAUCUGACCGAGUUUAUGAACUUGCGUCGUCAAAAGCGCACCUUAAUUUUCGAAGGAAGCGGGUUAGUCAAGAUAGACGCUGGAGCAAUAGCUUCUAUAAACUUGGAUGACCCUAUCGAUUGGCGUUCGAUAGUCUCUAUAAAUAAUAUUCAAGGAGGCCACUACCCUUUACCAACGGCGCCCACCUAUCCAUGGGAUAAGUGGGAGGAAACUUUUGCACGUUCCAUGAAACACUUACAAGAACAGAUUGAGUUAGAGACAGAUGAUUCUCGAUUAUUUAUCUACACUUUAUUGGAAGUCUUGAUGGAGCGACAGCAUGGUAAUGGACAUCGAUGCUUGCUGCGUUCCAUUUGCCAAAAUGCACAAGUAGACGAACAUGUUGGAAUGUUUUCGGAGAUAAUGGAUGUGGUUUUAAGCCCUGGAAAGGAAAGCAUCGCUGUUGCUUAUACGGAUGCCUUUGUGGCUGGGAAAGCGGACGCCGACUGCAUGCGUUUAUACUCCGAAUGCCGAGUGCCCUCGAAUUUUUUGGAUCAGUACUUGGACUACGUUUAAAAAAGAUCGCAUGCAAUAAGGAUUAAUUUUAUUGAAAUUUUUGUAAUUGUCUUAAAUAAAAAUAUUUAAUAAAUGAGACAGAAAUAGA
Bactrocera oleae (olive fruit fly) is the source of this 2753-nucleotide messenger RNA. Lineage: Eukaryota; Metazoa; Arthropoda; Insecta; Diptera; Tephritidae. The record is from RefSeq and is a predicted model, not a curated record.